This is a messenger RNA of Solea senegalensis (Senegalese sole), 2014 nucleotides long. RefSeq names its product otolin 1a (gene otol1a). The record is from RefSeq and is a predicted model, not a curated record. Gene Ontology annotation, molecular function: protein binding. The transcript is spliced from 6 exons. Bases 256 to 1773 code for a protein of 505 amino acids. Lineage: Eukaryota; Metazoa; Chordata; Actinopteri; Pleuronectiformes; Soleidae.
ACGAAAGACGCUUUUUUUGGGAACGUUACUGCCAAGAAAAAGGCUGAUGCAGAGCGAUCCAAGACCAGAGUGAACAUGCUGCGUUUAAACGGUGGCUGCAAAGUGACGACACGGUGGCCAUGUUUCUACUGGACCGGAGUUGGGGGUACUGAGUACAAUAUAAGGAAGGAGGGAAGCUGCAUGAAUCACUAGAAGAGGAUGGAGUGAAACUGCAACACUACUGACAUCAGCAGAUCAUUGUACCAAGCCCUCACUAUGUUAUCCAUCCACCUUGUUUUCCUCACCACGCUCCUUGUGGUCCUGAUGGCUGUGCUGACCUCCAGUGCCAGAACCACACGCUGGCCCAAGCCUCAAACCAAGAAGCCCCCUCGAGCUGGAAGUAGCAGCGGAGGGGGAGGUGGAGGUGGUGGAGGACUUGGGAGAACCACCACGACAGCGUCCUCUUCCAGCAGCCAGUACACAGAGGAGACAACUGACAUGAUGAUGGACACAUACUCGUCACUGCCAACAGACAGCACCACCUAUUCUAAUGAUGCUUACUCCACUGAGUUCCAUACAGAUGCCAUAGCACUUCCUGGGAAUACCCUUGGCAACUUUACGCUCGACUACAACGAAUGCUUCUUCAACUUCUGUGAGUGCUGUCCACCAGAAAGAGGUCCUGUUGGACCCAUGGGAGAAAAAGGGCCACCAGGACCACCAGGUGAAACGGGCCCUCCAGGGUUGCCAGGGGUGAACGGAGACACAGGGCCAAGAGGUCUUCCAGGACCAGCAGGACAACCUGGAGCCAAUGGACGCAAUGGUACCACAGGUGAGAAAGGUGAUCAAGGACAUGGGGGUCUUCCUGGUAUCCCAGGGAUCGCAGGAAGAGCAGGAGACAAAGGAGAUCCUGGUCCUAGAGGAGAGAAAGGUGAACGUGGCAUCAGUGGUCUGAAAGGGGACCCGGGAGAAAGAGGAGAGCCUGGCCUGAAUGGGACUAAAGGCAGUACUGGGCAAGUGGGGCCUAUGGGUCCCCCAGGGAUAGGAGGUACGAAGGGUCAGAAAGGUGAACAAGGACCUACAGGUGAGCGUUUACUUGGCCAGAAAGGGGAUGUGGGUGAACCUGGGCCCCGCGGUCCGAAAGGUGAUGUGGGCCCCCCAGGAAUGAAUGGAACCAACGGUGCAAAGGGAGAGGGAGGGGAGCCAGGGCCUCCAGGACAGAGGGGGGAUGUUGGUGCGAGGGGGCCUCCAGGACUUCCAGGUGGGAGGGGUUUGAUAGGGCGGAAAGGGGACAAAGGGCCAAAAGGUGGGCGGGGGCUUCGGGGCCCUAAAGGACAACCAGGUGAGAGCGUGGAGCUUGUUCGCUCUGCUUUCAGUGUGGGCUUGUUCCCCAGCCGGUCCUUUCCUCCCCCUGGUGUCCCUGUGAAGUUUGAUAAGGUGUUUUACAAUGGAGAAGGCCACUGGGACCCAGCGCUCUACAAGUUCAAUGUCUCCCAUCCAGGUCUUUACUUGUUCACUUAUCACAUCACUGUGCGUAAUCGGCCCCUGCGUGCUGCCCUGGUGGUUAACGGGAUGCGGAAGCUGCGGACUCGGGAUUCUCUGUAUGGCCAGGACAUUGACCAGGCGUCCAACCUCGCCCUGCUGCAGCUGAAUGAAGGCGACCAGGUGUGGCUGGAGACGCUGAGAGACUGGAAUGGAAUUUAUUCCAGCACGGAGGAUGACAGCACUUUCUCUGGUUUCUUGCUUUACCCUGAACCAAAACCCACACCAUCACCGCCUCCUGUGGAAAACCAGUAAAACCAGUAAUCAGCUCUCAUUCUAACUUCUUGUAGGCCCUGCACAACUGUCAACCUUCUGCACUGCUCUGUCAAAGGAAAGUGAUUCAGCUAAACAGUACUGCUUCAUUAUCUACUCUCGCCUGUCAUUCUAAUCAAAUCAAAUUGCUUUGCUGGCCUUGCUGUAUUUACAGAUGGAUGGGCAUUAAUUACAGUGUUGCAUGCAACACUUGACACUGCAUUAAAAAUGUCUCUGCUUAAAA